Molecule: messenger RNA, 441 nt
Organism: Mucor velutinosus
Lineage: Eukaryota; Fungi; Mucoromycota; Mucoromycetes; Mucorales; Mucoraceae
Product: DNA-binding transcription factor
Exons: 1
Coding region: 1-441 (146 amino acids)
Source: RefSeq, a predicted model, not a curated record
AUGCUGCUACUGUACGUGAUCACUCUUAUAGUCAAUGGAGGCAUGCCUUUGGUAUUGUCAAAGUUGAAAAAUGGUCCUUAUACAAAAUUGCGCAUCGCAAGUUUCGCUCCCUGGUGCAAGCUGCAAAGCGAAGGUCCUGGAAACAGUUCUGUGGUAUUUCUAGAAAAGGAUUUCUCAAAAGCUACUGCUGCUAUCAAGCGCAUCAAGCGUAACAAAGAGUCUUCUGCUACCUACAGUCAUCCCGACGGUCCUGCUGCUUCUGUCACUGCUAUGGGUUCUCAUCUCGCUUCGGUGUAUGAUGGCUCUCUGCUUGCCACUGCUACUCGUCCUGCUGCUCCCCCCACUUUUGACUCUGUUCUGCCUUUUUGUGUGCCUGUGGAUUUGUCACUGUUCGAUGUUGAUUACUCUUGUAUCUCACAUUCAGCGGCUCCCAACACAUAA